This is a messenger RNA of Astrephomene gubernaculifera, 1244 nucleotides long. NCBI's taxonomy places the organism in Eukaryota, Viridiplantae, Chlorophyta, Chlorophyceae, Chlamydomonadales, Astrephomenaceae. The record is from the annotation of a GenBank genome assembly.
CGUUGCGCGGGCGGCUGCGGGCGGGGGUGGUGGAGGCGCUAUCAGCCCUCUCCCACCUGCCCGGCCCCCAGGGCCUCCAGGUGGCCCACUACUGGCUAGCCCGGCUGCUGUCCUCCCUGGCCGCCCGCACCGCGCCCUAUACCAGCCUGGUGUACGCGGAGGGGCCGAGGGACCCCGCUGACCUGGUGCAUGCGGUGCCGGUGCUGCCCAGCUACGUCAGGUCCGUGGUAGACGCCCUGGAGCGGGCAGCUGACGCGGUGGCGGACGACUCGCCCUCCCUGCCGCCACACCUGGAGUUCGACCUGGCGGGGAGCGGGCUGGUGGGCCGACCCACUCCACCUCCUCCUCCUCCUCCACCUGCUGGUGCUGCUGGUGGUGGUGCUGGUGCUGCUGGUGGUGCUAAGAAGGGCAAGAACGGAGCCGCAGUUGCCAACACAAAAGAGGCGGCAAAGAAGGCCGACGGGGCCGCGUCUGCAACCGGCAGCUUGUCAUCAGCACCAUCCACCUCCGCUUCCAACCCCAAUCCCACAACCCCGCCUGCCUCCACUGCCUCCACCACUACCUCCGCUGCCGCUGCUGCCGAGCGCGCCGCCUACCUUGCCGCCAGCCAGCUGGUGGACAUGGUGCUGGCGGAGAGCAGGGCGGCGGAGGCGCUGGAGGCCCUGUGUGCCAUCGUGGCCCCCGACCCCGCCAAACAGCGCUGGCUGCUGGUGCGGGGCGUGCUGCCGCUGCUUCACCGCCUCAGUCGCACGCCCGCUGCUGCUGGCCCGGAUGCUGCCGCUGCCGGUGCUACGGUAGCAGCUGUGAACGCUUCGUCGGCCGCCCAUUCGUCCUCCUUGUUGCCGUCCUCGCCGUCCUCAGUGGCGGCGUCUGGUGACCCACGGGUCACAAGCGCCACGGAAGCGAAUGCCGUCAGCAAGGCCUCUGCUGAAACAAGCAAAGCAGCUCAACAGCAGCAGCAGCAGCAAGGACAGGGGAAUCAGCCGAACCAACCACCUCUCUCCUCGCUACCUUCCGCCACAGCUCCCAUUCCGGCUGUAGGAGCCGCCGUCGGUGAUAUACCUGGUAAUGGUGGUAAUGGCUCGGGAGUACUGACGUCGCGCACGCCGCCCUCCCAAUCCACGCCAGCACUGUCCUCCCCCGCAGCAGCAGGUGCAGCGGAAGAGGCGGUGGAGGGCGGCGUGGUGGUUUCGGAGGUGCUCAGCGACCACCAGGCGGGUCCCUCACUGAGUCUGCAGCGCCAG